Molecule: messenger RNA, 647 nt
Organism: Eruca vesicaria subsp. sativa (arugula)
Lineage: Eukaryota; Viridiplantae; Streptophyta; Magnoliopsida; Brassicales; Brassicaceae
Source: the annotation of a GenBank genome assembly
GACAAAACCUUAUAAUCUCUCUUCAGUUCACAAGUAGCUUCUCAAAAUCCUUUACACCUUCCACUUUCAAAGAUCUAAAAGAAACAAGUUUACUAGAUCAUGAAUUAUCUAAACAAGGUCUGGAUGGCAGCAUCUUUCCUAGCUGUUCAAGGAAACCCCGAUCACGGCGUCAAGCUCAAAACCGGCCUCACCUCCGCUCACCGCCUUCAACGCCGGCUCUCCUCAGAUCUCCGCCCUCUCUCCGCCGCAGAUGUUCCCGUAGACAGUGAUCCUUCAGAAGAAAGACGACGUACCUCUUCUUCUUCUUCCACUCCUGAUGAAUCUUUGCGUCAGGUCAUGUACCUUAGCUGCUGGAGCCAAGGCUAAUUCUACCUCCAUACAUUCAUGUCCACCGAUGAUGCAUGGUGACUUGCUCAUGGAUCCGCUUGACUUGGACAAAACGAGCUGGAUUAUCUGAUAAUAAACUGUAUAUAGUUUCAUUGUAUAUUUGUAUUAUAGUCAUCUAUGUGAAUAUUAGACUUGUUCAAAAAGAUCAAAAGUAAAUGUUCGUUUAUGAGAACUUUCUUUUGUAGUUUCAAGUAUCUAAACAUGGUCUCUCUUCCAAGUUUCCAUCAAAGUUUUAUCAAAAUCUUGAAUGUGAUUGCCAC